Messenger RNA from Capsicum annuum, 3261 nucleotides. RefSeq names its product disease resistance protein At4g27190-like. The record is from RefSeq and is a predicted model, not a curated record. The annotation marks the transcript as partial. The transcript has a single exon. Gene Ontology annotation, molecular function: ADP binding. Lineage: Eukaryota; Viridiplantae; Streptophyta; Magnoliopsida; Solanales; Solanaceae.
UAAUGCUCUUAUUUUGACCCCACUCUUCCUAUUCUCCAGCUGUUAUAAAUCUCAGUGAAUAUAUUGCUUGGAAGAACACAACCAAAUUCUCUAUGCCUCUCUUUAAUCUUUCACUUUCGUAUCGAGUUCUACAUUGUGCGCUUUCACCUUUAAUUUUCAUAACAAAUUCUACACUGCUACUCUUUAAUUUCAUACCAAAUUCUUCAUUGCUCUUUAAGCUUUCAUUUUCACACCAAAUUCUCAAACACUGCUACUCUUCCAUUUCAUACCAAAUUCUCCAUUCCCACUCUCCGAUCUUUCAUUUUCGUACCAAAUUCUUCAUUGUCGCUCUUUCAGCUUUCAUAUUCAUACCAAAUAUUCCAUUGCCGCUCUUUCAGCCUUCAUUUCACACCAAAUUCUCCUUCACUACUUCUUUUUGAACAUUCAUUUCAUAUCACCUUUACUUCCCAGUUACUAAUUAAAGAAACACCUAAAAAGGCUUAUUACUAAACCAUAGCAGCUAUGGAAUUCUUAACUAUUGUUGUAGAUAAAUCCACAGAUUGCUUGAUCCAUCCAGUUGUGCGAUGGUUUGGCUAUUUGUUUUACUACAAGAGAAACAUCAAUUCUCUAGAAAAAGAAUCUGAGAGGCUAGAGAAUGUCAGAAAUGGGGUGCAGCUACGAGAGGAGGCUGCCCAGAGAAACUUACAUAAACUUGCACCAAACAUCCAGGCUUGGUUAACUAGUGUUGAUACCACUACUGCAGAUGUAAAAGGUGUGAUGCAAUGUAGAGCUGAAGUUGAAAGAGUCUGUUUCUUUGGUUGGUGUCCAAACUUGAAGUCACGUUACUUGCUGAGCAGAAGAGCUACGAAAAUUGCCUUGGAUGUGAUUGAACUUCGAACUGAAGGCAACAAUUAUGUUGAUUUCUCCUAUCCUGUACCACCAAUUGAAGUUGAAGCUAUACCUAACAAUGUUGAGGAGUUUGACUCCCGAAAAAAGAAAGAGGAAGAGGUCAUGGAAGCUUUGAGAGAUGAAAGGGUCACUACUGUUGGGAUAUGUGGGAUGGGUGGUGUCGGUAAGACGAAACUAGCUGAGAAAAUAAAAGCAAGGGCCAAACAAGAAAGACUGUUCGAUGAGGUUGUCAUGGUAACUGUCAGUCAGCAACCAGACUUUAAAAAAAUACAGGGUGAGAUCGCAAGAGAAGUCGGGCUGACAUUGGAAGGGGAUAAUUUGUGGAGUCGUGGAGAUCGGCUGCGUUCAAGGUUAAUGUAUAAGGACAGUCGCGUCCUUGUAAUUUUGGAUGAUGUUUGGGCGUUUGUUGAUCUAAAGAGGCUCGGAAUUCCCAGUGGUAGCGACCACAACUAUUGGUGCAAAGUUAUAUUGAUGACGCGUCUCCGAGAUGUUUGUGAUGCUGUGGAGUCGCAAAAGAUCGUAGAAGUUGGAGUUUUAUCUGAAAAGGAAGCAUGGGUUCUUUUCAGGCAGAAAGCCGGUGAUUCGGUUGAUGAUCCUUCUCUUCUUCACAUAACAAAAGAUGUUGCGGAAGAAUGCAAGGGGUUGCCGCUUGCAAUUGUUACAGUUGCUGGAGCACUAAAGCGUAAAACCAAGCCUUCGUGGGAGGAUGCCCUUAAACAGUUACAAAAAUCAGCACCAAGAAACAUCCCAGGAGUGCUUACAAAUGUGUAUCAACCUUUGAAGGUAAGCUACAAUCACUUGGAAAGUGAUGAAGCCAGGUACGUCUUUUUGCUUUGCUCCUUGUUUGAGGAAGAUAGAGAUAUUUGGACUGAAGAAUUACUCCGAUACGGAAUGGGGCUUGACAUCUUUUCUGAAAUCGAAAAUUUUGAACAUGCAAGAAAUAGGAUGUGUCUUCUAUUAGAAACACUGAAAGAUAGCUUCUUGCUAUCCCUAGGUUCAGACAAACGUUUUGUCAAAAUGCAUGAUGUGGUUCGUGACGUGGCUAUAUAUAUUGCAUCUGAGGGUAAUCAUAUUUUAAUGGUAAGUCACGAUGUGAACUCGGAAGAGUUCCCAAGAAAAGACUCUUACGAGCAAUACAGUCACAUGUCAAUUGUUGCAAAUAAAUUUGAUGAGCUUCCUGGACCAAUAUUAUGCCCAAAAUUGAAGCUUCUAAUGUUGAAGCUCUGUUUUGGAGAUCCAUUCAAAUUGCAGGAUGAUUUUUUUUAUGGAAUGAGCAAACUCAAUGUCUUAAGCAUAGAGGGAGUCAACUAUGAUGCCUUCAUUCAGACACUUCCAACGUCCAUUCAGAGGUUGUCAAAUCUGAGGACGCUGUGUUUGACUGAUUUAAUGUUGGAUGACAUAUCCAUUAUUGGGGAACUUGUCACUUUAGAAAUUCUCAGCAUCAGAAAGUCUUAUUUAGUGGAGCUGCCAGUGGAGAUUGGAAAAUUGACCAAUCUAAUUAUGUUAGAGUUUGUUCGGAAGGAGGAGGAUGGAGGUCUUAUAAGGAUUUCACCAGGGGUCUUAUCAAGGCUAGUUCGAUUGGAGGAACUACAUGUGGAGGGAAUACAAGAUUGUAGUUACUCCACCUUGAGGGAGCUGGAAUCCACAUCGAGAUUGACCGCACUGACAUUAGAUGAAUGUUCUGAAGAUGUGAUUUACAGUAACUUGGGCCUUUCCUCCAAGUUGACGCGGUACAUUCUUCAUGUGGGUGGAGAUGACACAGACAGUUCAAGCACGGAUAAUUACAGCAAAAUUAUUGGUUUAGAGGUCACUGAGACUGCCCCAUUGGGUGAUUGGAUCUGCCGCCUGUUGAGGCAGAGCGAAGUUGUACACUCAACAGGAAAAGGCUCCAAGAAUGUACUGACCGAGUUGCAGCGGGAUGGAUUUCAGAAUGUGGAAGAUCUCCGCCUCUAUGAAUGUGAUUCAUUGACACAUUCACUGAAUAUCUAUUGCCAGAAUAAUAUUCCGUUCCCCAAACUCAAAAGAUUGGUGGUAAGCGAGUGUGGUGGUCUACAGUAUGUCUUUCGUGUAUCAUGGGCUGGAGUGAGUUCGACAGUAGCUUGUCCCGCUGAAGAUGAGGAAACGGAGAUCUCUCACAAGACACAUAUCGGACAGGGAAUAAUCAAGUUCCCAAAUUUAUAUGAGUUGGAGCUUCGUCGUCUACCAUGCUUCACUCACUUUUGCUAUGACACUGUUGAGGGCAUUGAGUUCCCUCAUUUACAAGUCAUGGCCUUCUACACCUUACCUGAGUUCCAAACUUUCUGGCCAACAGUCAACAACUCCAUCACACACUCAAAUCCUCUUUUUCAUGAAAAGGUCUGCUUCUACUUCUCU